UUUAAAGGAAAGGACCAUUCUCUGAGCCCAAUCACUUAGUUGUUUCGCACGCGGAACUUUUUACAUCGGUGAUUCAAUUAAUUAUACGUUGAAUUAUUUUAUUUCAGACAGUUAGUGACUAAACGGAAUUCACGAAAGAUGAACGAAAUAAGUCUUGUUAUAUCGUUAUUUUAUGUGGUUUUUAUUUACUUGGCUGCUUCUGAAGAAAUGGAAUUCUAUUUAUGUGGCAACUGCACUGAAACUUCUAAUUCGACAGAUGUAAGUGUAACCUGUGAUGGAGAAUUAGACACAAAAUCCCCCAUUUCAGUGAACGUCACUACGCUCAUUUAUCGUAAAUCCAGAAACAACUGUGUUCUCCGUGAUCUGUGCGACUGUGUUCUCCGUGAUCUGUGCUUCAAGAAGCUGGAGAAAUUACGGAUAAUUAAACUAUCUAGUAAUAAGUUGAGGAGCAUCCCAAGAGGAUGCUUCUCCAAUUUUUCUUCUCUUGAGAACCUAAGCAUAUCGAACAACGACCAACUUGGAUUCGAUAAUUUAUAUAAUGCGUGUUUUGGACUCAAUAAGACCAGAAUAAAACACCUUUAUGCAAGUAAUAUUAACCAGGUUAAAAUAACAUACCCGUUCCCACUGAACAUCUCUCUCCUGCUCACUAACACCUCACUGGAGACCCUACACUUGGCCUACAACGAAAUUCGAAUGCCGGAGUCUGGAGCCAUUUUCUAUUUGCCACAGACGUUACAAAACGUUUCAAUCCGCGGAAAUCGGUUUGAACCAACACCACUUUUUUUUGAGAUGGGAAAUCUUAAAAGUCUCCAUCAACUAGACAUCAGUUUCCAGUGUACGACGCGUCAAUUCCGCUCUAGACUACGCAGACGAGUAGAUUUCGUACCCGAUUCUGAUACAAGUAACCAUACGAUCGAUGAGUUCUGCAAUAUGGAAAAGUCACCGGAAGCCAACGUUCUUAUGACACUUCCUUCUAGUCUUAGAAUAUUGAUUGCUACUGGUAUGGUUUCGGGGACGAACUGCAUUCCACGUUUGAGUACCGGAACUGGCAGCAUGCUUGAGUACAUUGACAUAUCAAGGGAUGGGUAUCACAAAUGGAUCGGUCCUAUCAACGUUAAUCAAUCCAAUCAAAUCAAGGUUCUAAAUUUAUCGCAUAAUCAAUGCCAGGAUAUCAACAGGGGAUUUUUUGACAACUUAGUGAAUCUCUCCUCGCUGGAUAUAAGUUUCAACUCUUUGGGACCUUUCUUCAAGCGCAAUGAGAGCAAAUACGUCUUUCAAGGACUUAAAUCUUUAAAGAAUCUAAAAAUGAGUUAUAACUGGAUCAGCCAAGUGCCUGAAGAUCUUUUAAUACAGAACAAUCUUUUGGAAAAACUGGACAUCAGUAAUAAUGGGUUGGAAUCUUGGAACAUAAGCAUUAAGCAUCUUAAAAAGUUAAAAUUCAUUAACUGCGCCGUCAACAAGCUUGAAACUCUUCCAAAGGCCAUCAGAGAUAAUUUGGACGAACUAAGUCUUUCCCGUGAUAUAAUCUUAGAUUUUCAUCAUAAUAAGAUUUUGUGUUCAUGUGAUAAUUUGGAAUUCAUCAACUGGCUUUUCACAUCAAGAGUAUCUGUACAUUUAUCUGAAGCUGACCAGUGUACAGGGUAUAACGGAAACAUUACCAAUGCUCACGAAUACUUAAAAAAGGAAUGUGGCAAGAAUCGUGACAAGGAAUGGCUGUAUCCCGUUCAGUUAAUUUGUAUUCUCUUUAUUCUCUCCGUUCUGGUAGUUGUUGGUUACAAGAAGCGCUGGGCCAUCAUUUACCGUUGGUACCUGUUUCGUCUGCGUAGGAAAGGAUACACUCCAGUAGGGGGGAGUGAAGAUGGCUACAAGUAUGACGCCUUUCUGUCGUUUGCAGAUGAGGACAGGGCCUUUGUUGAUAAAGUUGUGGAGCAAAUGGAGAAAGAUUCCAACGUUCAAUUUAAAUUAUGUAUACAUUAUAGAGACUUCACGCCGGGAAAAUACAUUUCCAAAAAUAUUGUCAAAGCCGUUCAUUCCAGCAGAAAGACAAUCGUGUUCAUGUCACGUGCAUAUCUCAAAAGCCAUUGGUGUAAUUACGAACUUCGCAUGGCGGUAACAGAGGAAAGCCAUAUGGACCGUAAGGCAAUUAUAAUGAUUGUCCUUGAAGAAAUACCCAAAGCAGAGCUGUCUUUAGAGGUCUUACAAUAUUUCCAAAAGAACAGUUACAUUGCAAAACCAAACAACGAGCAAGAAAUGAAACUAUUUUGGAGAACAUUGAAGGGCGUUGUGGCAAAUGAUUAAGUUGUAUGUGACUAAUGUGUUGCUUCAGUUCUUUGUUCUUUCAUUGAGUAGCAGUAUAAGAACUUUUUGUCCCCCGCUUGAAAAGUGGGGGAUAUUAAUUUGGGUCUGUCCGUCCGUCCGUCUUUCUGUCUGUCUAUAACGCUUUCGUUUCCACACGAUAUCUCGAGAACCCUUUGAGCUUUUGCAAUGAAAUUUUGCAUAGCAACUUCCUAUGGACUAAAGAAGACCCCUAUUGGUUUUGAGGUCCAAAGGUCAAGGUCAUAAAUGUAUACAUUCUGUUUGUGUGUAACACUAUCGUUUUCGGGCGAUAUUUCAAGAGGAUGUUGAGCUUUUGCAAUGUAAUUUUAUACCAAAAGUCCCUAGGACCUCUCUCUGCCCUCUCAAUGGGUCCUGUCCCGUUUGUUUUAUUAGUAUUGAUUGUAUUACAUGUCGCUAUUUUUAGCACAGGGGCAUGAAGGAGAGUUGUUACGUAUGAAACAGAUUCUCGGCGGACUUUAUAUUCUUAUUACAUCUAUUAGAACUGUUUAAUAAAGGUUAAAUUAGACACCAUGCAUUGUGUUAAAUUUUGACAAUAUAUCGAACGUGAAUAUAUACAUGUAGGUGACUUAAUGUUUGUAUAUAAUUUUCGCCAUGAUAACGCGGCUCCGUGGUCUAGUGGUAUGUCUCUCACUUUAAUA
Saccostrea cuccullata (small rock oyster) is the source of this 2975-nucleotide messenger RNA. Its product is annotated as toll-like receptor 4. Gene Ontology annotation, cellular component: plasma membrane. The transcript has a single exon. NCBI's taxonomy places the organism in Eukaryota, Metazoa, Mollusca, Bivalvia, Ostreida, Ostreidae. The coding region runs from base 139 to 2298 and encodes 719 amino acids. Gene Ontology annotation, biological process: inflammatory response; toll-like receptor signaling pathway; immune response. The record is from RefSeq and is a predicted model, not a curated record. Gene Ontology annotation, molecular function: transmembrane signaling receptor activity; protein binding.